AUGGGCGGCUGUGUGACGUCGUUGAUGGACUACAAGGCUCGCGGCAGCGCGGUGCCGUGGCAGCAUGCGGAGAACUUGAAGAAGUACGGCCCCCUGAGCGUAGCGGUCGCCGGUACGGAGACGCCUACCAGCUCUGCCACCUACCUGAACGGCAAGCAGCCCACGCCGGCAGAUCAGCAGGAGUGUGCAAAGUUGUUUUACAACGGCCCGAACCAGACAGCGAGGUUUGCACAGCUAUGCCAAGAUAACCUCGAUGAUGUCGCUCUCAUGUACCGCAGGAUUGAGAAGACUGUGAAGGAACAGGUGGCGGGAUCAUCGCGGCCGAUGGACAUCACGUACUUCGCCGAGCAGUGCAACCUCAAGUACCGCGAGUUGUGGCAUGCCGUGACUGGCUUCAGCCGUGGCCUCGCCGAGCUGGGGCUCACGAGGCGUGUCAACGUCUCCAUCUACGAGGAGACGCGCUGGGAGUGGCUGGCGUCCAUUUAUGGUAUCUGGAUGCAGGACAUGGUCGUCGCCACCGUCUACGCCAACCUAGGCGAGGACUCUCUUUUCUACGCGCUGCGCGAGACGGAGUGCAAGGCAGUUGUGUGCAGCGGCAAGAGCGUGCCGAACCUGCUGCGCGGCGUCGGCAGUGGUACCUUCCCUGCGUGCACGCUCAUCUAUCUUGACAGCCUGCCGGCAGCAGGGUGCGCGGAGCUGCACGGGUGCCGCGUGGUGUCGUGGAAGGACGUGGUGGCGCUGGGUCACGGCGCGGGUGCGCACCACAGCGUCGCGCUGCCAGAGAACAACGACGCGGUGGCGCUGAUCAUGUACACAAGCGGCACGACUGGUGACCCGAAGGGGGUCAUGCACACGCACGGCAGCAUCACUGCCGGCAUCCUCGCCAUGGACAACUGGCUCUACAGCGUCAUUGAGCCUAGCCCGGAUGAGGUAUACCUCUCCUACCUGCCCAUGGCACACAUCAUGGAGUUCGGUGUGGUGAACAUUCUUCUUGCCCGGCGCGCCCACGUCGGGUUCGGCACCCCGCGUACGCUGACAGACGCCACCGCACGGCCGCACGGCGACCUUACGCAGUUCCGCCCGACCCUGUUCAUCGGCGUGCCGCGUAUCUUCGACACCAUCAAGAGGGCCGUGGAGGCGAAGCUGCCGCCGGUGGGCACGCUCAAGCGAGAGGUGUUCGACCACGCCUACCAAAGCCGGCUGGCGGCACUGAAGGCGGGCAAGGACACGCCGUACUGGAACGAGAAGGUGUUCAAGCUGCCGCGCGCUGCUCUGGGUGGUCGUGUGCGUGCCUUUCUCAGCGGCGGUGGUCCGCUGUCGCCCUCGACGCAGGAGUUCGUGAACGUCGUCUUCGGGAUCAUAGCCAACGGGUGGGGACUCACGGAGACGGUGUGCGUCGGUGCGAUUCAGCGGUUCAGCGACCUGACGCCGUCUGCUGUAGGCCAGGUUCUUGCUUCUGAAGAGCUGAAGCUAGUGGACAUCGAGGAGUACAAGCACACAGACGCACCGCACCCGCGCGGCGAGAUCUGCCUGCGCGGCCCGUUCCUGUUCAAGGGUUACUAUAAACAACCCGAGCUCACGCGUGAGGUGCUGGACGCGGAUGGCUGGUUCCACACCGGCGACGUUGGCAGCGUCGACAGCGAAGGACGCGUCUCCAUAGUGGGCCGCAUCAAGGCGCUGGCGAAGAAUUGCCUCGGCGAGUACAUUGCACUGGAGGCGCUGGAGGCGCUCUACAGCAACCACCCCUUGGUCCUGAACAACUGCCUCUGCGUCUUGGUAGACCCAAGCAAGAACUACAUCUGCGCCCUCGUGCUGACAGACGCCGGCCGGGUGACGCACUUCGCAGAGCAGAAUGGAAUCCGCGGCGAGUACCCAGCCUUGCUAGGGAGCAGGGAGCUACUGGAGAAGGCUGCCACGUCGAUGGCGGAGAUGGCCCGCGCGGCGCGGCGCCGCGAUUUUGAGGUGGUCCGCCACAUUUGCCUUAUCGAGGACGAGUGGUCGCCGGAGAACGGCCAGUUAACAGCGGCGCUGAAACUUAGGCGUGCUGUUGUUGCAAGACAGUACGAGAAACAAAUAAGAAGUUUGUUUGCGGAGUAA
Messenger RNA from Leishmania braziliensis MHOM/BR/75/M2904, 2097 nucleotides. Its product is annotated as putative long-chain-fatty-acid-CoA ligase. The record is from RefSeq and is a predicted model, not a curated record. The coding region runs from base 1 to 2097 and encodes 698 amino acids. Lineage: Eukaryota; Euglenozoa; Kinetoplastea; Trypanosomatida; Trypanosomatidae. The transcript has a single exon. Gene Ontology annotation, molecular function: long-chain fatty acid-CoA ligase activity. Gene Ontology annotation, cellular component: endoplasmic reticulum; membrane.